CGGGGCCAUACCCUAGGAGGCAGGGACAGUUCCAGAGGGGCAGGACCGAUGCCCCCAGGAGGUGCGGCGAGAGAGGAAUCAAGGCGGGGAGAGAAGGAGGAGGAACCGGAGCCGGGAGGUGAAGUGGGACAAAUCCAUAACCCGGGAAGAAGAUCAGUGGUGAAAGUCAGAGCCCAGAAAGCGGAUUGGGGUGGAGCCAGAGCCAAAGAGAUGGGGAGCGGGAGGAGCCGAGUCUGCGAGGCGACGUGGGGCAGAGGUAGCCAGGAAGACGGCCGGGGGCGGAGCCAGGGCCCAGGGGACAAACCGGGGGAGGGUCCCUCACUGCAAAGGCCUUUUGUUUUCCGGCAGGGAGGGGCGGAACCUCGACUGUGGAGGCAGUCCUACCAGGGGGCGGAGCCUGAGCCGCGAAUUCUAAACGCUUAGCUGGAGGCCUGGCAGAGGACUGGAGGACUGGGCAAGAUUGAGCCGGGAGGUAAGCCCGGCCGGGCGGCAGCCUGGGCUGCAGAGUCUAGCGGACAACCGGGUGGGGCGGGAUAGGAAGGAGCCGGGGAUGGAGCCCGGGCCGGACAGCGGAACCCGCCAAAUAUUUUACCUCAGUUCCUCAACGAAUCCACUGUGACUCAACGGGCUGUUGCCUCACAUGUAAACCUCAGGGAGGCCUGUUUCCUUCUCUGAGAGUUCCGCUACCUGAGUGGGAUAAUCUCCAAGGCUCCAAAUGCGAAUGGAAUUCUUGAAAAAAUGCUGGUCUUAAAAAUGAGUCCAUUAACACAGGCUUGCUUUGAUAAAUAGGUGAGGAGGACUCCAACUCCAUAUGAAACUGUGCUGCCAGUGUGCUCGGAACAGUGGGCCCUUUCAUGUCCUCCUCUCCGUAAAGGCAACACUGCCGUGCGAACGUUUACGAGGAUGACGACUCGACAGCGCCCUUUAACAGACGCAAAGCGGAAGAGGUGGGCCGGAAGUGGAAGUGCGGCAGGGAGUUAGCGGCGUCUCAGUUGCCAUGGAGACUGGAAGGGGAGAGCAGCAGUCCGCAGAGUCUGAGUCCUACGCCUUCGCUGAGGCGACGUGGACGCCAACUCCGCGUCCGACCCGGAUCCGCAGCCCCAGCCAGUCCUCCCUCGCCUACUCCGAGUCUUUCUACCAGCCAGGUAGUCGGCCCCGCCGCGUCUCGCCGCUCACGCUCCGGCCGCUCCCCGAGCCGCACCUGCUGCGCCUGCGCCCCACCUCGCCGCGCACCCAAGACAUCUCUUACUUGCUCACCGGCGUCUUUCAAAACUUGUAUACCGCCGAGGUGAUUGGCGAGGAGGUGAGUGCGAGUUUGAUCAAGGCCCGCGGCAGCGAGGAUGCUCGGCACGAGGAGUUCGUGGACCAGCUUCAGCAGAUUCGGGAGCUCUAUAAGCAGCGGCUGGAUGAAGUUGAAAUGUUGGAGAGACAUAUCAUUCAGGCCCGCGCACGGGCCCUUGCGGAGAAAGAGCGGGCCAUGCAACAGGCCGAAGUACAGGUCCUUGAGCCGUUCAUCAAGAUGCCUCCAGUGAAGACCAUCUUCAGGUGGUGUGUGGACAACGAGUUGCUACAGAAGCAUCAUUUGAUCUGCCCGAAUGAUUACUACAGCGAUACAGUGCCCUUUUGCUCUGCACCUAAAGGUGCCUUUGUCCCUGGAUAUUCAAAACUGACAUUUAGUUUUGAGAAACGUUCUGUCCCAAAGAUAGAGCUGACCAAGAAGCUUGCCUGCAGGAAGAUGCCCUCUCAGUCUGAAGAGGAGACAGACUACACCAUGGACAGCCUGACAUGGGACUCAUCUUUUAAGGGCAAACUCAGAUCCAGAGCAACUGCCGAGAAAACAGGUUCACCGAAGAAUAAAAACUGGAUGAACCAUUUACGUGUGCCCCAGAGGCAGCUGGAGCGGCUUCUGCUCGCCAGGAUGGAGAGUCGGAACCGCUUCCUGAAAAACCCUCGCUUUUUCCCUCCUAACACUCCGUUUGGAGGCACGUCUCUUCUCUUUCCUCCCAAGAAGUCAGCACUGAUAGGAAAAUUCCAGGAUGGAGAGCUGGAAGAGAGUUGUGCUGAUACUCCAGUGUUUCUAGCUAAGCCCUCAAUCGCAUUUUUCACAGAUUAUGAAAUUGGACAAGUUUAUGAGAUGGUGAUCUCGCUGCAGAACAUCACGUCCACCAGCCACCACCUGCGAGUCCUCCCGCCGUCCACGCCCUACUUCGCUCUGGGAUUGGGGAUGUUCCCAGGAAAAGGUGGAAUGGUGGCUCCUGGAAUGACCUGCCAGUACACUGUCCAGUUUUUUCCCGACUGCCUUGGGGGUUUUGAUGACUUUAUUUUAGUGGAGACCCAGUCAGCACACACGCUGCUGAUCCCCCUGCAGGCCCGGAGGCCGCCCCCAGUGCUGACGCUGUCGCCGGUGUUGGACUGUGGUUACUGCCUCAUUGGGGGCAUGAAGAUGACCAGAUUCAUCUGCAAAAACGUGGGCUUCAGCGUGGGCAAGUUCUGCAUUAUGCCUAAGGAGAGCUGGCCGCCGCCAAGCUUCAGAGCUGUUGCAACCACCGGCUUUGUCGAGCAGCCUCCCUUUGGGAUCCUGCCGUCAGUGUUCGAGCUGGCUCCGGGGCAGGCCGUAUUCGUGCAGCCCUUCUUUCCCCAGGUCCUGUUCCUCCCAACCAGCCUGGGAAAGGCAGAGCAGACCUUCAUCAUCGUGUGUGACAACUGCCAGAUAAAGGAGCUGGUGACCACAGGAAUCGGGCAGCUGGUGGCUCUGGAUCUGAUCUAUGUUUCUGGUGAAAAAAGUCAGCCGGAGCCCGGAGAGCUCACAGACUUAACAGCCCAGCACUUCAUACGCUUUGAGCCUGAAAACCUUCAGUCCACGGCCAGCAAACUGCUGAUUAUUAGAAACACCACGCACGUGGAGCUGGCCUUCCGCUGGCAGAUCGUGAAGCCCAACCUGAGGCCCCUAAUGCCUGGAGAAACCUACAGCCCGGACAGCAUCAAGUCCCACCCCGACAGGGAGACGGCCUUCUCCAUCGCCCCCGACACGGGAGCUCUCGAGCCCCACACGGACCACGAGUUCCUCUUGAGCUUCUCUCCUCGAGAGCCCAGGGAUUUUCACAGCGUGCUCCAGAUGGUGCUAGAGGAAGUCCCAGAGCCCGUGAGCUUGCACUUGGAAAGCCCGAAGGAUCCCUCAUACUCUGUGGAUGACGUGAUUGUCCUGGAAAUCGAGGUGAAAGGCUCAGUGGAACCUUUCCAGGUUCUCUUAGAACCAUAUGCCCUCAUCAUCCCCGGGGAGAACUACGUUGGGAUAAACGUGAAGAAGGAUUUCAAGAUGUGGAACAACAGCAGAUCAGCCAUCAGGUACACGUGGGGGAAGAUCAGCGACUGCCACAUCGUUGAAGUGGAGCCCUGCACGGGGACCAUCGAGCCCAGCGAGGUGGAGGAUUUUCAGUUGAACUUUACCGGGGGUGUCCCCGGCCCGACGAGCCAGAGCCUGCUGUGUGAAAUCAAAGACUCCCCCUCACCCGUGGUCUUACACGUCGAGGCGACCUUUAAGGGGCCUGCCCUCGUCAUCGACGUCUCAGCCCUUCAGUUUGGUUUGCUGCGCCUGGGGCAGAGAGCCACAAAGUCCAUCCAGAUCCGGAACGUCAGCCAGCUCCCGGCCACGUGGUCCAUGAAGGAGAGCAGGGUCUGCCUGCAAGAAAGGCAAGAGAGCGUGUCUCCCUUCGUCAUCGAGCCGUCCAGUGGCCAAGUUCAGCCACUGGGGGAGUGCAGAGUGAGCAUCACGUUGGAGGCCCGGCACUGCCAGUGUCUGCAGACUGUCCUGAAGCUGGAGGUGGUAAACGGGACCUGCAGCCACCUGCCUGUGUAUGCCGAGGUGCAGGAGCCCUACGUGUACCUGCAGAGCAGCCAGGUGGAGGUCACCAACCUCUACGUGGGCGUGCCCACCAAGACGCCUGUCACACUCUUCAAUGGCACACUCCUGCCCACCCAGUUCCACUGGGGCAAGCUCCUGGGGCUCCAAGCAAGCUUCUGCACAGCAAAAGUCUCCCCGAGACGUGGCACGCUGGGCCCCUGUGAGGAGCGCCAGUUCAGCCUAGAGUUGACUGCUCAUACCCAGGAUGAGUUGAUGGACCUGGCCCUCCCUUGUAACGUGUUGGGCGUGAAGGAGCCACUGGUUCUGGGCAUUUCCGGGAAACCCCGGGGACUGCAGGUGGCCAUCGCCAUCUCUACAGAGGACAGCGACAGCAGUGUUACCAGUGCAGAGCUGUGGCCAGGCCACCCGGAGAGGCUCCACCUGGACUUCGGCUCAGCAGUGCCGCUGCGGACCCGCGUGAAUCGCCAGCUCAUCCUGACCAACUGUUCCCCGAUACAGACCCCUUUUACCCUCAAGUUUGAGUACUUUGGGAGCCCUGCAAACAGCCUGCGCCAAAAACCCAGCCUCCCCGACAUGCCUCCUGCCCUGCUGAAGAUGGCUCGGAUGCGGGAGCUCUUGGCCAAGCGAGAGCAGCUGGAGUUUAUGGAAAGCAUGCUGUCCCACGGGAAAGGAGCUGCCUUCUUUCCCCACCUCUCCCAGGGCGUGCUGGGGGCCCACCAACAGCUUGCCAUUGACCUCACAGCCUGUGCGAACAUGUGGGGCGAGUACUGGGACAGCCUCAUCUGCACAGUGGGAGACCUGCCUCCAGCGGUCAUCCCGGUGCACAUGGCGGUGGUGGGCUGCCCCAUCAGCUUCCACAGGACCACCCACUACACCACUGACCAAAUCCAGAAGGAGCCUGUUGUCAGGUUCGGCACCCAGGUCUCUGGAGGAGACACAGUCACCCGGAUCCUUCGCCUGAGUAAUUCCAGCCCCUGUGACAUCCGCCUGGACUGGGAGACCUACGUUCCAGAGGCCAGGGAGGACCGGCUGCUGGAGCUGCUGGUGUCCUAUGGGCCACCCUUCGCGCUGCGGGACCAAGCUGGGAACGGCCUCCUGUGCCCUGAGACCAGCAGCUCCUUCUGGUCCCCAAGUCCCUCUGACGUGUCCAAGUCCAGCCGUGAAGCUGCCCAGUCUGCUGAGGGCGGCUCCAGUGCCGGCGCCUCCCAGGAAAUCAUCUCGGUCACCCUGCAGGGACGUGAGGGGGUGCCCUCUGACGAGCCGUUCUCCAUCAGCCCCAAGCAGGUGGUGGUCCCCGCAGGGGGCAGCAGCACCAUCUGCAUCUCCUUCACACCCGUGGUCCUGGGCCCCGACGUCCUGCACAAGGUGGAGUGUACUGGCUCCGCCCUGGGCUCCAUGAGCUUGGAUGACGAGGUGGAGAGGGAGCUUCCGGGGAGGAGGCGCCGCCUGCCGGGCUCGGCUGUGGGACCCGUGAGGCUGCACCUGCAAGGCUACGUGAGGCCCGCGCAGCUGAGCGUGGAGCUGGACUCCGGCGGCAGCAUGGUGUUCUGGCACCAGGCCAGCGACCUCAUCCCCGAGCAGCGCUGUGCUGGGGUGCUGAGUGAGUUGGUGACCACCCACCACCUGAAGCUGACCAACACCACGGACAUCCCACACUACUUCCGGCUCCUGGUCUCCAGGCCCUUCUCUGUUUCUCAAGAUGGAGUGAGCCGCAGCCACAGGGCUCCCGGUCCCAGCUGGAAGCAGGAGUGCAAGGAGGGGACAGCAGCAGCCGGCAAGCAGCUGGUACUCUACCCACAGGAGAACAUGCUGGUGAAUGUGUCCUUUUCCCUCUCCCCGGAGCUGCUCUCCUAUCAGAAGCUCCCGGCUGACCAGAUGUUGUCUGGAGUGGACAUUCAGCAGAGCGCGAGUGGAGAGAAAAAGAUGGUCUUCACUCAGAAUCUGCUUCUGGAAUACAGCAACCAGACCACUCAGGUGGUGCCCCUGCGGGCCGUCGUGGCCGUGCCCGAGCUGCAGCUCUCCACCAGCUGGGUGGACUUCGGGACCUGCUUCGUGAACCAGGGCCGCGUCCGGGAGGUCUACCUGAUGAACCUGAGCGGCUCCCGGAGCUACUGGGCCGUGUUGACAGGGUCUCCCCAAGCAGCGGGCUGCUGGAGGCACGACCGGUCAACGCGCCCCCCACCUCCGUCCCCCUCCAGGUUUCCUUCACCGCCAGGUACGGCCCUCCCAGCCUUGCUGGCGCUGCCUCUGGAGCCCUGGCCCAGGGCCCCCAACUCAUCUCCGCCCCUGCUCCCCACAGGAGCUGUGAGCUGUACGAGUCCACGCUGGUGGUGGAAGGCGUGCUCGGUGAGAAAUCCGGCACCCUGCGGCUCCGGGGCCGAGGCUCGUAUGACGAGAGAUAUGCAUCACCCUACUAGCUCUGAGCCUCUGCCCUCAACCCCCAAUACUGGAAAUAAACACAGCCCAGAGCUAUGGAGCAGGUUUACUGGGCAAAGGCACCUACUGGAGGACCUCUGAACAGCUCCUGGGAUGGAGGGACCCCCCACCCCCACCCCGCAACCUGCCCCACCACUUCCAGGCCCUGCACCCUGUGUCCUCAGAGCUAAUACAAAGGGUCGGCCACGCCCCUGUGGAGACCAGAGCAGUUAAAAGAGUCACUAUUCAGAUUCAGCAGAGGCAGGACUAGCA
Aethalodelphis obliquidens (Pacific white-sided dolphin) is the source of this 6550-nucleotide messenger RNA. RefSeq names its product DLEC1 cilia and flagella associated protein (gene DLEC1). Gene Ontology annotation, cellular component: cytoplasm; cilium. Gene Ontology annotation, molecular function: tubulin binding. The record is from RefSeq and is a predicted model, not a curated record. Bases 998 to 6379 code for a protein of 1793 amino acids. Gene Ontology annotation, biological process: negative regulation of cell population proliferation. The transcript has 37 exons. Lineage: Eukaryota; Metazoa; Chordata; Mammalia; Artiodactyla; Delphinidae.